AACAAACAAACAUACAGGGGCAGUCUUCCUGGGAAAGAACAGGGCAAAAAAAAGGGUAGAAAUGCCACCAAACCCUGAGUAUCUUCCUCAUUAACAGAUGAAGAAACAGAAGAGAGAGGAAAAAUAAAGGUCUUGAAGGGGAAGAGAUCAUGAUAAGACAGAACACGGGUCGAUCCACUCGAUCCAUCUAUCUGGGUCUGGCGUGUCUGUCCCUCGCUCUCCACCUCCUUCUGGCAUUUUUUUGUCUCUCUGUCCUCCAGACAGCCUGUGUCCUUCCCACCUCGUCUUCCUCCUCAGUUCCAAGAACAGAUACUCAGCACCAUCAGUCUAUCUCCCACUCCUCCUCUUCCUCUGCUGUCUCUUCACAUAAACUGCCAACGAUCUCCCAGAAUGAAGAGCAUCACAAACUGAAUGCCACAACGUUUCACCCUAAGGAGAAAGACCCAUUCAGUGGUGCCACUGAGAGGGGAAAGAAACUGAUUGGAGCUGGAAAAACGAUUCAAAAGGUCAAGGGUCGUUCUAAGCUGGAGGCGCUGUUUGAGCACCCGCUGUACAACCUGCCACGCCCAGAGCUGCAAGAAGAUGAUUGGCUGCUGAGGUUGAAGACAAAUGAACAUGCAAGGGAGGCAGGAAGUGAAGAGGAGGAGGAAGAGGAGAGGGAAGACGCCAUCAGUAAUGACAGUGAGUGGCAGAGUGCCAGUCGGGAGGAACGCUAUGACAAAGUCACUUGGACGAGCGACGUGGAUACCCACCCUCUGUGGCUGCGGUUCCACCUGGGCAUUUCUCGCCAGGAGCUGUAUGACAGGAAGGAUCCCAACCUGGCCCAGCUGACUCAUUAUUUAGCAACGCAACGUAUCGUCAAGGCUGUUCAGAAGACAGGAGGAACCCAGCUCAAACUGGUCAUGUCGUUCCCCAACUACGGACAAGCUCUGCUGAAACCCAUGAAACAAUCCAGAGAUGCAGAGACGGACGUAAACCUCUUCUACUUCUCAGACUUUGAAAGACACAACGCAGAGAUCGCUGCAUUCCACCUUGACAGAUUGUUGGGCUUUAACAGGGUCCCUCCGGUGGUCGGUCGACUCAUCAAUGUCACCGCAGAGAUCAGAGAGAUCACCACUGACCACAGGCUGUCUAGGACCUUCUUCACGUCCCCUGUGGGGAAUGUGUGUUUCUACGGCCGGUGUGAGUACUACUGUUCAACUGAGCACCCAGUGUGCGGUCAGCCACAUGUACUGGAGGUUUCCCUGGCUGCCAUGCUACCUGACCUCACCCUCGCUCCCCGCAGGUCCUGGAGGUCUCCGUGGAGACGCUCCUACAGUCGCAUCAAGCUCGCACAGUGGGAGAAGGACCCGGCGUUCUGUGACACAGUGAAACAGACGCCUCCUUACAACCACGGCACCAGACUGGUGGAUCUCAUAGACAUGGCUGUGCUGGACUUCCUCAUGAGCAACAUGGACAGACAUCACUAUGAGACGUUUGAGAAAUUUGGCAAUGAGACUUUUCUGCUGCAUCUGGAUCACGGACGGGCGUUUGGGCGUCACUCUCGAGAUGAGCCGUCUAUUCUAACUCCUUUGCAACAGUGUUGCAGGAUCCGUCGCUCCACCCUCCUCCGCUUGCGCCUCUUAUCUCUCCCUGGCUUCCGUCUGAGUGAUGUCAUGCGUGAGUCAUUGGCCCAGGAUCCUCUGGUAGGGGUGGCCCCCCUUCUCUCUGAACCACACCUCUCUGCUUUGGACCGACGCCUUGCAGCCAUCCUACAGGUGGUGCAGACCUGUCAGCAUCACCACAAAGACGUAAUUUACAACGAUUUGGUGGGAUAUAAUCACGACUACGAUCAACAGCUUGACUGAGGGGGGAAAUGAUAUAUUAGUCUCGUAUGGCUGUGUUGAAAUAAGGGUUUCAUUAUAGAUUUAGGGUAAAAGCUGGUGAAAAUGGAGCCAAAGGUUGACAGCUUUGAACAUCCCCCUGCAAUAUUCAGAACAUUGAAGUACAUGUAAUAUUUUCCAAUAUCAAGAUGCUCAUGAGUGAAUAAAUUGGUUCGUUCAAUAUGCUGAAUCCAUAAAACAUCACAACCACAGGCUUCUACCUUGAAAAAGACUGAACAGGUCAAUCGAUUAACUUUAGUCAUUAAAGAAUGAUGGAUGUAUAAGGGAUAAAAAAUGUAUCUCAUAUUCUUUUCCAAGGUAAACUGUACCCCCCGAAACUCUGCCCGCGAACGGUGGUGCUCAUAGUUAUUGUGCGGUAAUUAUGAUAUAGACAAAGUACCUGUUAAGUUCUCUGCUUUUCAUCGACAGGCCUUUUUGUCACGGGCCCUAAUUUAUAAACAUAAUUUCUCUCCGCACCAAUAUUAUAUCUGGAACAAUCACGACAUUUUCUAUAAAAACAAGUCCCUCUUCUUGGAAUAUUGGUUCAGGAAUAACAUUUUACUGGUAAGUAAGCUUGUAAAUGAGGAGGGCUUUCUUCUUAGUAAUCAGGAAUGUCUAUUUCUACUAUAUGGGAGCCCUGUAACACCCAGAAACUUUGCUCUGGUUUUGGAUGCAAUCCCUUCAGGAAUGUUAAUAGACCUGACCUUCAGAUUGUACCUGCAUUUGAUCCUGGUGUCGAGUAGGUAUGGUCUGCUUCUCUUCCCAUCCACAUAACAACAGGGAUAUUCAUGCCUUGUUCCAAGAAGAUAUUGUCAAUAUGUCAAUUUUUACUGGAACCAAUUUGUCAAUGAUCUGUGCUGAAGAAACAUUUGGAUGCUGCCCCAUAAACACUUACUUAUUAACAAGGUUAUGGAAGUAUCCUUAAAGAUUAUUCAUAGAUUCUAAGGAUAGAUUAAAAAGGACACUGAUCCUAACUGGACCUUCUGUAAGACUCAGAUAGACUCAAAGAAAUUAUAUUACAUUUGUUUUGUCACUGUACUUGUGUAAAACUAUUUUGGCAGGAUGUAUGUACAUUUAUCAAUGAUAAUAUCUAUCCAGGUUCAACUUGU
Molecule: messenger RNA, 2971 nt
Organism: Micropterus salmoides (largemouth bass)
Lineage: Eukaryota; Metazoa; Chordata; Actinopteri; Centrarchiformes; Centrarchidae
Product: extracellular serine/threonine protein kinase FAM20C-like
Exons: 11
Coding region: 150-1847 (565 amino acids)
Biological process (GO): protein phosphorylation
Cellular component (GO): Golgi apparatus
Molecular function (GO): phosphotransferase activity, alcohol group as acceptor
Source: RefSeq, a predicted model, not a curated record